Orbicella faveolata is the source of this 3282-nucleotide messenger RNA. Its product is annotated as TNF receptor-associated factor 2-like. Gene Ontology annotation, molecular function: tumor necrosis factor receptor binding; zinc ion binding. Gene Ontology annotation, cellular component: cytoplasmic side of plasma membrane; plasma membrane signaling receptor complex. Gene Ontology annotation, biological process: regulation of canonical NF-kappaB signal transduction; signal transduction; regulation of apoptotic process. NCBI's taxonomy places the organism in Eukaryota, Metazoa, Cnidaria, Anthozoa, Scleractinia, Merulinidae. The record is from RefSeq and is a predicted model, not a curated record.
UAACAUUCUUAAUCUACCAUAUGCAAAGGUAUACUGAGAGGAAGUGCUCUGUAUUGUGCAUGUGAAACCGAGCACAAAAGGCAAAUAUCUGAUGUGGGAAACGCGAUCGGGUCAGAAACCAAAACUUCUGUCAAUAGGGCUUUUCCUAAAUACAUUUAGGAGUAGCUUUCGUUUUUAGUUCAAACAACAACUUUAUUUUGUAAUGUUGGCCUUCACUACCAUAAUGAGAUUGUUGAUUCCACCAACAUAAUAUUUGGAACAGAACCCCGUAACCAAUUAUAAAUAGCUGGGAUUGCUCUAGUAAGACAGCUGAUAUCUCAUAACCAUGGCCAGCUCUUGAAAUAAGGUGGCUUGAAAAUGGUGUCUUUUUAAGCGCCAAAACUUCUCGAUCACUUCCUAGUUGAACCUAAUAUACUGUCGAGUAGUUAUUAAUAUAAGUCGUCGAAGUAUUCCAAACUUGGGUAGCUUGACAGCAUCACAUCGACUGCCCCUUCGUUCUGUGCUAUUCUUAUUCAUUUUGUUCUGCAUAUAGUCGGCUUCCAGCCUUUCACCUCCUUCCGCCCAUCCAAAUAAUGCGAGGCCGGGAAUGCACCGUUAUAUUUUUAUAGACUUUUAUAGAAACGUGACAAUACCCCUAAAGGCUCAAAAAGGAAUUAUUACCAUAACAAUAUAAAACGAAAUUUCAGUUUGUCUCCGCUAUAAAUUUGCACAUGCGAAGUACUGAAGUUUAACGAAAGGACUUCGUUUUGAUCUGUGUAGGAAAGUCAUGGGCUAUCAACUAGCAGAAGCUGACAGAGACAAGACUGAUCCCAAACACUUAUGCACCAAGUGCAACAGUGUGUUAAAGGAACCAGUUCAGACAACGUGUGGGCAUCGCUAUUGCAAAGAGUGUAUCAACUCUAUUCUAAGUCAGAAACCAUCAGAGAGUGAAUGCGUUGCUGAUGGAACCAUCCUCACGAAAGAAGAAGUUUUCCCGGAUAAAUUUGUUGAACGUGAGAUCCUUUUACUGGAACUUCAUUGUUCUCGUCUUGAUAAAGGCUGCCAAUGGAAAGGAAAGUUAAAGCAUCGUCAGGACCACGAGAAUGUCUGUGAAUUUGGAGAAAUCCAUUGCGUUCAUCCCAAAUGUGGAAUUUUGGUGCAAAGAUCCGAGCUGGCUAAUCAUCUUGAAAACAGCUGCAGCUACAGGGAAGAGUUGUGCACUUACUGUGAAAAAAGGAUCGUGUUCGUUGAUAUGACGGCUCAUCACCAGACUGAUUGCCCUCAAUUUCCAGAGCGCUGUCCGGAAUGUGGGAAACAAGAUAUUCCCCGGAGUCAGAUAUCUACUCACUUGGAUCCAGCUGUAGGUGAUUGUGAAGAAAUCAAAACAUUGUGUCCAUUUAAGACAGUUGGAUGUAAAGAAACUAAGGCGAUGGCUCUAGAUGAAAGAGUGAAUCACCUUAAGGAGUGCACGCCAGAACACUUGACUUGUAUACUGCAACACGUAAAAGAGCUAUCCUUGCUCGUUAACAACACCUUGCAUCUUACGUCACUAAACAAAACUAAUGGCUCAGUUAAUCCAAUAGAAAAGCAACUCGAGCAGUCGAUGAAGCAAAUUGGAGCGGUUUUGGUGGAAACAAAGAGCCUGAAAUCAGAAGUAGAUCAACAAGAUUCUCGAAUCAAAUCUCUGGAGACCGUUAAAGACCAGUCUACUUUGCCUGUUAGCUCAAGCUGUAGUCAGAAAAAUGAGCUGCAAGAAGCGACGAGAAGAAUGCAUAAUCAAGAGGCCAAACUUGCUGAUCUUGAGGUAUUUGUGAUAGAAGGAAACAAAGUUAAUGAGGAUCUGGAGCGUCAGGUGAACCUGCUAAAGAGAGAGCAAGAAGGUUACAAGGAAACGAUUCGAAAAUUACAGCGGCAUGUCGAAUCUUUGGAGCACACAUUGAGCAUGCGUAAUGUGGUGUUAGCUGACUUGGAGGAGCAGGUUAAACAGAAGGAAAUCUCCAAUUAUAAUGGUGUUUUGCUUUGGAAAAUAUCCGACUUUGCUCGAAAGAAACAAGAAGCAGUCACAGGGAGGCAAGUUUCCCUUCACAGCCCAUGCUUCUACUCCAGCAGUUAUGGAUACAAGAUGUGCGUGCGCCUGUAUUUGAAUGGAGAUGGCAUGGGCCGAGGCACACACAUCUCACUGUUCUUCGUCGUCAUGCGUGGUCAGUAUGACGCGUUACUCCGCUGGCCAUUCAGACAGAAGGUCACGUUCAUGUUGCUGGAUCAGGAUAACGUAGAGCACGUGAUCGACGCCUUUAGACCUGAUCCAAGCAGCAAUUCGUUUCAAAGACCAAAAAGAGAAAUGAAUAUCGCCAGUGGCUGCCCUACCUUCUGCCCUCUGUCGGAGUUGAACAAUUACGCAUAUGUCCGAGAUGACACUAUGUUCCUCAAGAUAAUGAUUGAUACUGCAGACAUUUGAAAUUUUCUAGGGAUGAAAAAAGUGCAUUGUAGUAAAAUAAAUAUCUUAUUGUGAUACAAUACUGCAGACCCCCUAUAGCGAAAAGAAGUUAUAAAUUGAACAAAGGAAAAAUGCACCACCCCUUCCAUAAAAAUACGUAGGAAUAAAAAUAACAUGGAAUAAGAUAAAACACUAUUUCUGUAGUUAGGUAGAACAUACAAUCAUGAAACACAUUUAUUAUAGAAGGUGUAUAUAAUAAUAAAAUCAUGCAGAAUUAUAUAAUAUUUGCGUAUAUAUUAACGAGGGGUAACAGGGGUAACAGACAAGGAAUUUCUUUUCGAGCAAGGAGAUCUGUAUCUUUCAUAAUAACGGCCAAUUCUUGAAACAGGUGCAUGCAAGAACGAUUAAUUAUAUUGUACAUGUGGGCGUACAUGAACGUUCAUACCUACGAAGUAAUGGGGGUAUUAGAGUGAGGAUUAAUUUGUUAUUAGUGUAGAAAAUUGCACGAAUAAAAAAGCCAAAGUUUUUGUUAUUCUAUAUGCGAAUUGCUGUUCUAAUUGUUAUUAUAAUUCCAACCCGUGCGGUAUUUUUGAGUAUAUGACGUUUGAGUAAAUGACAAUUUUCAACCAAUACUUGAAACAGGAAAAAUUAUUGGCGGCGGUAAACUCUCGGAGAUAAAAGUGCAAAAAACAUGAGUUUUAAUGUUGGUAAUUGAUUGAAAUUUGGCAAGAUAUCUAGGAAAGACCUAUUGUGUACGAAAAUGUGAAAACUGGAUACUCGAGAACUUGAUCAUAGGUGCAAUUAAGUGUUAAAAAUAGUAAUAAGGUAUGUGUUCUUGUUAUUAUUGUUGUUGUUGUUGUUCAGUG